Molecule: messenger RNA, 1806 nt
Organism: Coccinella septempunctata (seven-spotted ladybird)
Lineage: Eukaryota; Metazoa; Arthropoda; Insecta; Coleoptera; Coccinellidae
Exons: 1
Coding region: 1-1806 (601 amino acids)
Biological process (GO): proteolysis
Molecular function (GO): aspartic-type endopeptidase activity
Source: RefSeq, a predicted model, not a curated record
AUGGAUCAGCAAAAUCUCAACAACGCUCCCCAAGAAAGUGAAGCCAUUUCGGUAAUGCGGAUAAUGGAGAACCAGGCCCAACUUCAAAUGAAGAUGAUGGAACUGCUAGCCAACAUGUCUAGUUCAAGGAACGACACUGACCACGUGGUGACCGCACAAUUAUCUUUAGCCCAGUUUGACCCCGACGAUACAACCUUUUCUACCAAGGAGUGGAUUGAGGAAGUAGAUCGAAUUAAACUCGAAACAGGUAUGUCUGAUACUGUUGUAGUACUGAAAGCUGGGCAAGCCCUGAAACGCCAUGCAGCCAAAUUUUAUCAAAAUUGGAAACCGAUUCUUAGAAAUUGGUCAACAUUUUCUAGGGAUUUAGAGAUAGCGUUCCCUCAGAAAGGAACUCCGGCUACAAGGCUUAAAGAGAGCAUGUUGAUAAGUAGCGCAAAUUUUAGUUCAUUAGUAGAGUAUGCUCAUGUCAAGUUGAAUUCGAUCAGGAAAUUUUAUAAUAAGUUUCCCUGGGAAAUAGUUUUGAGCUUGGUAACACAUGAUAUUACUAAUACCGAAGUAAAGAAUAGAGUAGUAUUACAAGAACCUGAGGACGAGAUGGAGCUGCUGAAAUUGCUUUCUUCAUUUGAUUCCGACGCUCCACUAGUCUCAGAUAAUAGUAGAAAAAGAUCAAAUCAAAUGAAAGUAGAGACAGAAAGUAGAUUCAAUGGUCAAUAUAGAAAAUGUGGUUAUUCAGGACACAAAGCAGAUGACUGCAGAUCGACAAAAAGACGUGCACAAAACCCUCCUUAUGAGAGACAAGUUUUACUUUGUAAUUUUUGCAAAAGAAAAGGACAUCUUGAAAAAUUUUGUUUCGCUAAACGGGAAAAUGCGAAUUCGCUUAACAAAACGUUGAUCGCUAAAAGUUCUUCAAAGAUUUGCCAAUAUCCAGAAGGGGAACUCAAACAUAACGAUAAUUUCGUACAAAUCUCAUAUUUAAUAGAUACUGGCUCAGAUAUAAGUCUUGUGAAAGAAAGUAUUGCUAAGAAAUUGAAUUGCGACAUCGUUCUCAAACAGAAAUUCAUCUCAGGAAUAGGAAAUGUAUUAUGUAAAACUAUAGGAACAACUUACAUUCUAUUUUACAAACGCGGACUUGCCAUAGAAAUUGAAUUUAAUGUUGUUAGUGAUCACAUAAUCCCUCACACAAAUAUUGAUGCGUUAAUAGGAAUGGAUAUUCUCAGAGAAAAAGAUAUUCAACUAAAGGUUGAUAAAAACUGCGUCUACUUUGAAACUACAUUCAGACCCUUCAAAGUCCUCUCAAUCGAUAGUAAAGCCGAGUCAAGAAUAGAUUUGUCAGGAUUGGACGAACAACUUAAGAUUAAAAUCAUGAAAAUUAUAAACGAGUCAGUUCAAUCAAAACCUGAAGCAGUCACCACAGGUAGAUUGAAAAUUCAAUUGAAGGAGGAUAAUCCUAUUGCUUUUCGUGCUAGAAAUUUUUCCUAUCAGGAACGACCGAAAGUUAAAGAAAUAAUCAAAAAACAACUAGAAUCUGGCAUCAUUAGGCCUAGCGAAUCAAAUUAUGCAAGUCCCAUUGUUCUAGUUAGGAAACGUAAUGGUGAGAUACGAUUGUGCGUAGACUAUAGAGAAUUGAACAAAAAGGUCCUUCGAAUUAAUUAUCCUUUGCCGAGAAUUCAAAAUCAAAUAGACCUAUUAGCAAACGCCAAAUAUUAUUCGAAGCUCGAUAUGAAGUCAGGUUUCCACCAAAUGGAAAUUGAAGAAAGUUCAAAACACAUCACAGCCUUCAUAACCCCUGAUGGACUUUAUGAGUAG